AUGUCGGGCUGGGCGGACGAGCGCGGCGGCGAGGGCGACGGGCGCAUCUACGUGGGGAACCUUCCGACCGACGUGCGCGAGAAGGACCUGGAGGACCUAUUCUACAAGUACGGCCGCAUCCGCGAGAUCGAGCUCAAGAACAGGCACGGCCUGGUGCCCUUUGCCUUCGUGCGAUUCGAGGAUCCCCGGGAUGCUGAAGAUGCAAUUUAUGGAAGGAAUGGUUACGAUUACGGCCAGUGUCGACUUCGGGUGGAGUUCCCCAGAACUUACGGAGGUCGGGGUGGGUGGCCCCGUGGUGGGAGGAAUGGACCUCCUACAAGAAGAUCUGAUUUCCGAGUUCUUGUUUCAGGACUUCCUCCCUCAGGAAGCUGGCAGGACCUGAAGGAUCACAUGCGAGAAGCUGGGGACGUCUGUUACGCAGAUGUGCAGAAGGAUGGAAUGGGAAUGGUCGAAUAUCUCAGAAAAGAAGACAUGGAAUAUGCCCUGCGUAAACUGGAUGACACCAAAUUCCGCUCUCAUGAGGGUGAAACUUCUUACAUCAGAGUUUAUCCAGAGAGAAGUACCAGCUAUGGCUACUCACGGUCUCGGUCUGGGUCAAGAGGCCGUGACUCUCCAUACCAAAGCAGGGGUUCCCCACACUACUUCUCUCCCUUCAGGCCCUACUGA
This is a messenger RNA of Pipistrellus nathusii (Nathusius's pipistrelle), 666 nucleotides long. The record is from the annotation of a GenBank genome assembly. Lineage: Eukaryota; Metazoa; Chordata; Mammalia; Chiroptera; Vespertilionidae.